AACACAGGGGCUAAAUAAUCAUUUUCACCAUUUCUUUCAUCUGAAAUAGUUUUCAACUGUCAAUAUGUCUGCAGCAACAGAGGAAGCUGCGGUGGUCCCCUCGUGACUGCUUCUUCCAAACGUCCAAAGAAAGCGCCGAGAGCCUGACUGUAGGUUUACUGAAAGUCUCACCUUUACUCUUCCUGAAAGCUGAGCAAUUUAACCCCGAAACCAUGAGCGUGCCCGCCAACGAGCCCCCGAGUAUACUCUGCUACCAGAGGCCAGAUGAAGAGGUGGUAAUAGACCUAGGAGGAACCAGCUCAGUGAUGAACAUCCACUAUGAAAAGGAGGAACUGGAAGGCCAUAGGGCACUGUUUGUGGGGGUCCGGAUGCCCAGGCAGAGCCAUCGUCACCACAGACCCCAUGGAUCCCGCCAUCGCAAGAGAGACAAGAGGGCAGGAAGCAUCGCAACUCAACCAAGCGAGGAAAGUGAGACGACCGCCGGCAGUCAUGAUACACCGUCCCAGCGGGUCCAGUUCAUCCUGGGCACAGAGGAGGAUGCCGAACACGUGUCCCACGAGUUGUUCACUGAGCUGGAUGAGAUCUGUGUAAAGGAUGGAAAGGAUGCAGAGUGGAAAGAAACAGCCAGGUGGCUGAAGUUUGAGGAGGAUGUGGAGGAUGGUGGGGAGAGAUGGAGCAAGCCUUAUGUUGCUACACUUUCCCUGCACAGCUUGUUUGAGCUUCGCAGCUGCAUUAUCAAUGGCAGCGUGCUGCUUGACAUGCACGCCGACUGCAUAGAAGAAAUAGCAGACAUGGUGCUGGACCACCAGGAGGCAUCGCAUGAGCUGGAUGACAGUGUGAGAGUGAGGGUGCGCGAAGCCCUGUUGAAGAGACAUCACCACCAAAAUGAGAAGAAGAAGAACUUGAUUCCCAUUGUGCGCUCCAUCACAGAGGGAACACGCAAACAAUCAGAGGCUCAUGCGAUAGGGUCGGCCACAUCUCCCCAGCCUCCUCCACUCACUGAAUCCAACAAGAAUGGCGCUGGACAGGACCCCACUCAGGUGGACCUCAGUAAGGUUGAUCUACACUUCAUGAAAAAGAUUCCUGAUGGUGCAGAAGCUUCCAAUGUUCUGGUAGGAGUUCUGGACUUCCUGGAAAGGCCGAUUGUGGCUUUUGUCCGUCUUUCCCCUGCUGUGUUGCUCACUGGACUUACUGAAGUCCCCAUACCCACCAGGUUCCUCUUCAUUCUUCUGGGCCCUGAUGGAAAAACUCAGCAAUACCAUGAAAUUGGACGAUCCAUGGCAACCAUCAUGACAGAUGAGAUCUUCCACGAUGUAGCAUACAAGGCAAAAGACAGAAGUGAUCUGUUAGCAGGGAUUGAUGAGUUCCUGGACCAGGUGACUGUCCUGCCACCAGGAGAGUGGGACCCCUCCAUUCGCAUUGAGCCCCCAAAGAGCGUACCUUCUCAAGAGAAGAGGAAAAUCCCAGGUGUUCCUAACGGAGCAGCCUGCCAGGUAGAGGAAGAGCUACAUGCUGAGCACCACGGGCCAGAGCUGAAGAGAACUGGAAGGUUGUUUGGUGGUCUGAUACUGGACAUUAAGAGGAAAGCUCCAUUCUAUCUGAGUGACUUUAAGGAUGGCCUGAGCCUCCAGUGUGUGGCCUCCUUCCUUUUCCUCUACUGUGCCUGUAUGUCUCCUGUCAUCACCUUUGGGGGUCUGCUGGGGGAGGCGACAGAAGGACGUAUUAGUGCCAUAGAAUCCCUUUUUGGUGCAUCUAUGACUGGAGUAGCCUACUCUUUGUUUGCUGGUCAGCCUCUCACCAUCCUGGGCAGCACAGGUCCUGUUCUGGUCUUUGAGAAAAUCCUCUUUAAAUUUUGCAAGGACUACGACCUGUCUUAUCUUUCGCUGCGGACUUGCAUAGGCUUGUGGACGGCCCUGCUGUGUUUGGUGUUGGUUGCCACAGAUGCUAGUUCUCUGGUGUGCUACAUCACUCGGUUCACAGAGGAAGCCUUUGCUGCCCUCAUCUGCCUCAUCUUCAUUUAUGAGGCCUUGGAGAAACUGUUCCACUUAGGAGAGCUAUACCCAUUUAAUGCACACAGUGACCUGGACAAACUCACACUGGCAUACUGUAGGUGUGCAGAGCCUGAUAAUCCCAAUAAUAAAACCAUUGAUCUGUGGGGAGAGAGAAACAUCACAGCUUCUGCUGUUCCCUGGGCCAACCUGACUGUUAAGGAGUGUAUAAGUUUGCAGGGCCAAUUUGUUGGGACAGCAUGUGGACACCAUGGCCCUUACACCCCAGAUGUUCUCUUCUGGUCCACCAUCCUCUUCUUUUCAACAUUUUUUAUGUCUGCCUUCCUCAAACAAUUUAAGACUAGCCGUUAUUUCCCCACUAAGGUGCGGUCCAUGAUCAGUGACUUUGCUGUGUUCCUCACAAUUGUCAUUAUGGUCCUGCUUGACUUUGCCAUUGGAGUGCCUUCUCAGAAGCUGAAGGUCCCAAGCAAAUUUCAGCCUACGAGAGAUGAUCGUGGUUGGUUGAUCAAUCCAAUAGGACGCAACCCAUGGUGGACAGUUCUGGCUGCCUCUAUUCCUGCUCUUCUCUGCACCAUCCUCAUCUUCAUGGACCAGCAGAUAACUGCUGUUAUAAUCAAUCGCAAAGAGCACAAAUUGCUGAAAGGUUGUGGGUACCAUCUGGACCUUUUGAUGGUGGGGGUGAUGCUAGCAGUGUGCUCCAUCAUGGGGUUGCCAUGGUUUGUAGCAGCUACUGUUUUGUCCAUCUCUCAUGUGAACAGUCUGAAGUUGGAGUCAGAGAGCUCUGCCCCAGGAGAGCAGCCUCGCUUCCUAGGCAUCCGAGAGCAGAGGCUCACCGGCCUCCUCAUCUUCCUGCUGAUGGGCUGCUCUGUAUUUAUGACUGGUGCCCUGCAGUUCAUUCCUAUGCCAGUGUUGUAUGGUGUUUUCCUUUACAUGGGAGUCUCUUCAUUAAAAGGCAUCCAGUUCUUUGACCGUCUGAAACUGUUUGGUAUGCCAGCAAAGCACCAACCAGAUUUCAUCUAUCUGCGACACGUUCCCUUGAGGAAGGUGCACCUGUUCACUCUCACCCAGCUUACCUGCCUGGUGCUUCUCUGGGUCAUCAAAACUUCUCCUGCUGCCAUCGUCUUUCCCAUGAUGGUACUGGCUCUGGUUUUCAUCCGCAAGCUGCUGGACUUUUGUUUCUCUGAUCGAGAGCUGAGCUAUCUGGAUGAUUUAAUGCCUGAAUGGAAGAAAAAAAAUCUUGAUGACGCCUCCAAAAAGUUGCAAGAGGAAUCGCAGGUUAUGCUUGAUUUGAAAAAGGAAGAUACAUCUACUGUUCAGAUCCCUGUUGAGAGCAGAAAACCCAUUCAGACUCCAAAAGCACAUGAUCCCAGGUGUGAUCCCUCUGAUAUUAAUAUAUCUGAUGAAAUGUCUAAAACCACUGUGUGGAAAUCCCUCAACUCCAAUCAAAAGGACUUUCGUCCUUUGGCUGCUAAAAAGGAUUGAAGGACUCACAUUCAUUGAUGAGUAACAAACGUCUACACUCCUGACAGACUCAACUGUAUCACCCGACUGUAGCUCUGGACCACAGGAGACCACAAUUUGGCUGCUGUAGCCAAAUAAGCCACCUCUGUGCUUACAGAAUAAGUCUCAGUAAUUUUUAGCUGUUAUAGUAUCGUCUACAAACACACACACACACACACACACACACACACACACAAAGUGAGCAGUUCAUACCUAUACAGUGUGUAUUUGUAUCUUUCUGAGGUUUGUACAUAUUUAAACACGUUUUGAAUCUUAUACUUCUAAACAAAGCUCUUAAAUUGAUUUAAAACAACAUAGGAAAACAUACUGGAACAAACAAUUGGUAAACUGCAAAAGAAGACACACCAGGUAUGAAAGGCUUAGUUGAAUGUGGUAACGCUAAAGAUGUAAUAGGAGUAUUUGACAACCCUGCACUGACAAGCAAGAAGCACAAUUAAUCGAAUCAGAGUGGAUUAAAGCUCUGUCUUGUUUACGAUUCUUGAGAUCUGCUUGCCAGAAAUACGUUAUCUGAUUUUCCUUGGCGUUAUUAAACUGUAGCAUCAAACAGCAAUUGGAUUAGUUCUGUGUUCAGCAGAACUUAACAGAACAAUGUUCCCAAUUUUUCCUAAAAUGGGGGACAGCUUGCAUGUUGACUUGGAUUUACUGUUUUAAAUGUAAAUUUUUGAGAUAACAUGUGGAAAAAACUUUAAUGGAAAGCAAUCUCCCUGUGAAGAGAUUCAUAUGUGAAAAAUAAAUACUAGUGGAUAUCUCACUUUUAAUAAUUUUUGUUUUCAGCAGGGUGUCAGACUCACUGCUGUAAACAGGGAGUGUUACUCACCUUUUUUUAAAAUGAGAAAAUAUGUUUCUCAUUACCCUACCCAAAACUUUAUCUGCAAUGAAAGUCUGGAAGCCAAAGCACCACCGAGCCAUCUGCAGUGAGAGAAGUGACACUUAGCCAAAACGUGAGCUAAAUAAGCCAUAAAAACUAUAUAAAUGGCAAAUUCAGAUUCGGAGGCUAAUCGUGAAGGCGUAUGCUAGCUGGUGGUCCCUUUUGCUUGCAGGUAAUCAUGUGACCUCAGAAUGUGGCAGCUUUAAAAUAAUCCAGUCCUCAGAAAGAUAGAAAGUCACACAAAAAUACAUAAAACAACAACCUCUUCAGGCCUUUUUAAAGUUUUCAUCAACUCUACACUUAGCUGGGAUACGUAGUGGAGUGUAGCUGUUCCUUUAAAACAAACCAGGUUCUUUUUAUUAAUCUGUGUAGUUUUGUCAGUUACCAUUCCUUAAAUAUAGUCUCUAUUUAUUCAGCGUGCCAUAAGUGUGUUCCUUUUUGUUUUUUUGUCUGCUUUUUUAUGGUGAUGAUGUAGUUAAUUAACCGGUAGAUU
This is a messenger RNA of Melanotaenia boesemani (Boeseman's rainbowfish), 4891 nucleotides long. It is a transcript of the gene slc4a8, whose product is annotated as solute carrier family 4 member 8. The record is from RefSeq and is a predicted model, not a curated record. Gene Ontology annotation, biological process: transmembrane transport; monoatomic anion transport; bicarbonate transport. The transcript is spliced from 25 exons. NCBI's taxonomy places the organism in Eukaryota, Metazoa, Chordata, Actinopteri, Atheriniformes, Melanotaeniidae. Gene Ontology annotation, molecular function: sodium:bicarbonate symporter activity; solute:inorganic anion antiporter activity; monoatomic anion transmembrane transporter activity. Gene Ontology annotation, cellular component: plasma membrane. Bases 213 to 3491 code for a protein of 1092 amino acids.